Messenger RNA from Ambispora gerdemannii, 3936 nucleotides. The record is from the annotation of a GenBank genome assembly. Lineage: Eukaryota; Fungi; Glomeromycota; Glomeromycetes; Archaeosporales; Ambisporaceae.
AUGGAGGAUUCAACAAAAGACUUGGAAUACGCGUUCUUUCACGACUCUCAAUUAUUUCAGCAGACGUUAGAGAAUUGUCAAACUUCAGAGACAAUAACAUUACUCGAAAAGCUGUUGAAAGAGGAAAAAUUUCAUACUGAAGACGGGAAAGGAUCUUAUGGAUUCUUACGGGCUAUUUUUAAGUUGUUGUCACCUGAUACUGAAAGAGGAGCGGAGCAAAGAGCGGCUAUUUUGUCUGCUGUCAUUAAAUGGAUAAGCACAAAAGGAAAUGAUACUUCUUGUGCAUUUGACAAAGGAGUCACAGAUAUAAUAAAUCAAUGUAUCAAUGAGAUUAACAAUCUCUCCGAAAAAGCGCUGAUCGACACAACAAACCUGAUCUUUGCAACCUUGCAUCGAAAAACGCCAUUAUACGGAAAAUUCUUUUCGUUCAUUCCACCAAUACUCGCGCUUUACGAAUCAUGUGGUAUCGUCACCAUAAAAGAGUCGAUAGACAAUGUCAGAGAGUUCACUGGACCCGAGUACAAAGAUUACUUGUUGAUGCGGAUAUUGCGGCUGGAAUGGAAUAAAGAUACCAUUCUAAGUAUUGUUACUAUGUUGCAGGAUAUUUCAAAUAUUGAUUCAAUAGAAUUAGAUGAAAUACCACCCAUAAUUUACCAAUUACUACUGAUAUCCCGAAAGGGUCAUAAACGAGUUGUUAUCAACGGAAUUGCCGAGUAUUUUAAUAAAUUAGAUCAAAUUUUCGAGGAAAUUAAAGGAUCUGAGCAAAAAGAAAAAGAACCAGAAGUCUCUUCUUUAUCCUCUUUCAUGAAUCUCAGCCUCAUCGAAGGAACUGUUAUCAUUCACAUUACUUUUGCUGUUAAACAAGACCAGGAAUUAGGCGCCGAAUACAUUAAGUACGUCAAAUCAGGCAAAACUAUGUAUCUGACACCAUUCAAUAUCGCAUGUCUCUUAUCCAUUGCAAGAAUACAUCGAUUCGAAGAUACGGUUCUUGAUCUCCUGAAAAACAUGAUAAAAAAUCAUUUCAAAGAUCGAGAAAAGCUCGAAAACAAAAUAUGGAUGUCAAAACUUUUUCCUAGUCAUGAUGGAGUUUCAUUAUCUAAUAUCUUUCAACACAUAAUUCGCAAAACGUCUUUUGGGUGGGAUCAAGUUACUCAAUGUUUGGCGCAACUCGCAUUUGUGUUGUUGGAUGCGGCUGUGUCUCCGCUAUCUAGCGGAAAAAUAGGUGGACGGAAAGCAGGAUCACAUAUGACAGCUAAUGACUUGAUGACAGAGUUGGCCAUUCAAAUUUUAUUGGAAAUGUUCAAAAUUCAUGACAUGAUUCGAACCGAAAUUCUUAACCAAAUUCUAUCAAGAGUUGUUUCAAAAUCAUCUAGUAUCGGUAAUUUUCUUGUGCUAUUAGAAAUUAUUGUCAAAGAGGCACCAGAUGCUUUGAUGGACUACUUGUCAAAAAUCAAAGAAGCUUUUGAUUAUUUGUCGUAUCUAUCAGUUGAUACUGCUGAUCUUUUGCUAAAAGCAGUUCAACCCAUUAUCUUGCUUGACCAAUCUUUUCGUGAUGGAUUGAUGCUAGUGUUGCGAAAGAGCAUGUUUGCAAAAAAUAUUGAAGGACGGCAAAUAGCACUGAAAGGAUUCAUUCAAAUGUUAAUGAUUUCUACUCAAGAAGAGAAUGAUGAUUCAGUGAUCCUCUCGGACGACUUGACGUCUGAUUCUAUGCAAGUACAAGAAUCUAAAGCUCUGAAACUCGAAAUUCUAGGGAUCUUGAGAAGAAUAUUUCAUCAACAGGCUGAUAUUCGGCUUGUACUGUAUGAUGGUUUAAUGAGAGUGAUGGAUGUAUCGGAGAAUUUAAAUCCUGAUAUUUUUGAGAUAUUGUACACGCAGACAAGUCUCCAUCCGAACCUCCGUCUCGAUUUAUGUAUCGAAAAUGUUGCGGGGGAACUCUGUGCGGUUGAACCAUUGGGGAAUUUAAUUCAAUGCAUAAGUAGAUCAGUCACAAUAUUUUCAAGAAACUGCAAUGAUGAUGGAAUGUCCGUUGAGGCGAAUCAUAUGCUUAAAUUCAAAAACGAUCUUUCGUUACUUAUUGAACGUAUCUGUUCAGAUGAUGUGAUUAAUUAUCACGUGGAUCCAGCGGCAGAAGGAGCACGUAGUAAUAUCGCUUGUUCGUUAUUGAUCGGAUGUUUUGAGGCUUUGAUUGAGUACGUCUUCUUCUCGAAGCCUCAUUCAUCUGAAUCUUCAUCAACUAUCUUGAAAAUAUUCCAGAAAUACACUGAUUUAGUAAAAGAAAAAACAACGUCAAAUCCUAAAGGUCGCAAAUCGACUAUCAACAUCGGCGACAAUUCCAUCCUCAGUUUUCGUUUUAUUGGAGAAAUAUGUAAAUUUACGUUUUGCGAUUGUGAGGAAAAUGAAUCCAACACUGCGAAAACCAUAUUACGUAGUGAUCCCGAGUUUGUAAAGUAUAUUACAACAGUAACGUACGCGAAGAUUAAACAGAUACCGAUAAAUAACGAACCUCACAAUUCUUCGAUGUUUUCGUAUUGCACUUCGUUGGCUCAAGUAUUUAUGAACGAAUUCAUCAACAACCUCAACAACAACAGUAAUCAAAAUCUCGAAAAAGUUAACAAGAAAACCAAGAGUAAAUCCAUUCUUUCGAUUGCCAUUGAAAGUUUCCAUCACUUGACGCAAACAGUAUCAAAUUGUUGGCCGGAAAAGUUGUCGGAAUACUUGUCUAUCGCUUAUCCUUCUAAUGUUUCUUUGGAGAAUACUCCCACUGAUCUCGAUAGCUGGUUAGGACUGUAUAUCAGGGAGUUUGAGCGACUGGUUACUUCAUUGAUGAAACAAUCACCGCCUUUAAUCUCGGAAACGACAGGUCUCUGCGAAAUUAUUUCUCUUCUAUCCAAGUAUUUCACAAAAGACACAAAUGACGACGAUACAAUACCAGCACAGCAACAGAACCUAGAACAACUGAUUAGCUGGCUUCGAGAAUUCUGUAUCGAAACAUAUGUCGAUGAUGUCGGACUCACGAAAAGUGCCGUUGGUUUAUUAAUCAAUCUCGAGAAGAACAUGACAAAUUUCGAAUCAGUCGCGGAGAUGUCUCAUGAUGCUUUCUUGGUACUGGGGGAUAUUAAUACGUCGAUAUGUGGUAUUAUUGUCUCUUUCUUGGAGCAAAUGUACCAAGAUUUAGAAGGGUGUAUUGAAAGAAUGAAAUCGAUGUGUAGUUUUGAAGACGCGGAGAGCGACUCUUCAUCGGAACACACAAAAAUUGAAGCAAAAAUAUUGACUAUGAUGAUUAAACUCAUAAAUAUCUCUAUUAAUCUUGUGCGCACCGAUUUACCUGAAACUUCAUCGGAACAUUUGAUAAAAAGUCUGCAAAGAACCUAUAAAGCUCUUCUUGCACUUACUAAAUAUAAAAUAUCCGAAGCAGGACCAAUCAAUCAACUCUUUAUCGGCGUGAUUGAGUUGGCUGGAUCAAACCUUUCCGAAUCUCUGUACAACCAUCUCACUUUCUCGCUUCAAAGUACUGGUAUGAGACGACAAGGUAUGGUGAAAAAAGGAAAAGGCACGACUAAUUCGAAUAUGGCACGAGUCAUCCGAGAAUCAAAAUUGAUUCCCAGUUUAAUUUUCCUAAUUGAAUCGUUCGAGCGUUAUUUACUUCAAUUAUCAAAGAAAUCUAAAACAGAGUUGAUGCAAUACAUCAAACGAGCUACUGCGCGAGACUUCAAGCUCCAGAUCGAUAACAAUCAGCAAAAACAUGAUGAUGAAGGAGAAUCAAGUGCCACUAAAAAGCGAACCAAAAAGGCUACUACAAAGAGAAAACAUAUGGAAGAAAUAGGGGAGCAGUCGAAUCAAAAGGAGGAUCAUGGACAAGAUAAUGAUGAUAAUGCCGGUGAGGGUGGAUCACAAGAACAUAAUUCUCUUUCGGGUAAUCUGUUUCUUCGAGAAUAG